AUGGACAGACAGAAUACUUCCGAGAAUUCCUCUUGUGAACCUAUACUGGCACACCAUUUAAUCCCGCUUUACUUCAUAGUACUUAUCGGAGGACUGGCAGGUGUCAUCUCCAUCCUGUUCUUGCUGGUGAAAAUGAACUCACGUUCAGUGACCACCAUGGCAGUCAUUAACCUGGUGGUGGUCCAUGGGUUAUUUCUGCUGACUGUGCCUUUCCGCUUGGCAUACCUCAUCAAGGGGACUUGGACAUUUGGACUGCCCUUCUGCAAAUUUGUGAGUGCCAUGUUGCAUAUACACAUGUACCUCACCUUCCUCUUCUAUGUGGUGAUACUGGUCAUCAGGUACCUCAUCUUCUUCAAGCGCAGAGACAAAGUAGAAUUCUAUAGAAAACUGCAUGCAGUUGCUGCCAGUACUGCUAUGUGGCUUUUAGUGAUUGUCAUUGUGGUGCCCCUGGUGGUUUCUCAGUAUGGAAAUAAUGAAGAAUACAAUGAUCAACACUGCUUUAGAUUUCAUAAAGAACUUGCCCGUGAUUAUGUACAAAUUGUCAACUAUAUGAUAGUAAUUAUUGUCAUAGCCAUUGCAAUGAUUCUCUUGGGUUUCCAAGUCUUCAUCACAUUGUCCAUGGUGCGGAAGCUUCGCCAUUCCUUGCUAUCCCACCAGGAGUUCUGGGCUCAGCUGAAAAACUUGUUCUUUAUAGGCAUAAUCCUUAUUUGUUUUCUUCCCUAUCAGUUCUUCAGGAUUUAUUACUUGUACGUAGUGGCACAUUCCAAGAAAUGCAAAAACAAUGUUGCAUUUUACAACGAAAUCUUCUUAAGUACAACAGCAAUCAGCUGCUAUGAUUUGCUGCUCUUUGUCCUUGGAGGAAGUCAUUGGGUUAAGCAAAAGAUUAUUGACCUGUGGAAUUGCCUUUUAUGCCGUUAGCCAAGACUAUAGUAUUCAUUUCUUCCUGUUGGGAAAGAGAAUAAACAAGGGAGGUAAGAAUAAUUUUGCAUUACUUGAUCAAAACCUUGCCUUGACUAUGACAAAGUAAAGGACUAAAAAGUA
Molecule: messenger RNA, 1041 nt
Organism: Mesocricetus auratus (golden hamster)
Lineage: Eukaryota; Metazoa; Chordata; Mammalia; Rodentia; Cricetidae
Product: probable G-protein coupled receptor 141
Exons: 1
Coding region: 1-918 (305 amino acids)
Biological process (GO): G protein-coupled receptor signaling pathway
Cellular component (GO): membrane
Molecular function (GO): oxysterol binding; G protein-coupled receptor activity
Source: RefSeq, a predicted model, not a curated record